UAUUCAACGGUCCGAGUGUCUCCCGCGGGAAGCGGCCCGCGAGCUCAGUGUCCGCGGCGCCCCCCAGGCCGCGCGCUCGGAGCGGGGACAGUGCGCGUGUCCGCGGCGCUACCGCCCGACCGCUGGGAGAGGAGGGGGGAGAUUGCGCGCGUCCACGGUGUUACCGCCCGACUGCUGGGAGAGGAGGGUGAGUGCGCGUGUCCGCGGCGCUACCGCCCGCUCGCUGGGAGAGGAGGGGGGAGAUUGCGCGCGUCCGCGCCGCCUGCUUUUAUCGGGCCUUCCUCGGGCGGACGCGAUGUCGUUGAUCAGGAAGAUCCGCAAGAAGGGGAGACCGGCCUCCAAGAAGGAGUGGGACAGCACCAUCAGCGACCUGAGCGUCCACCGGGCCGGCCAGGGGGAGCUGGCGUGGCGCCGGCAGACCCGCGUCUCCAAGCACCAAGCAGCAGCACAGUCGGAGCUGCGGGAGAGGGAGGCAGCGGCGGCGAGCGGCGGGCAGAGGCGGCGAGCGGAGCAGCAGCGGCCGGCCAUGGCCGAGCUGCCGCUUGAACAGUGGCAACUGCGGGACGUGUUGGCUCGGUCCGACCGCGCUCUGGCCGUGGUGCGGGAUCCGUUCGGCGACGCCCCGCGGCGCCAGGCCGGCUUCCCCAACGUGACCGUGGCCCCCGGCGGCCGGCAGCCUCCCGCCACACAGCUCAUAACGCAACACAGCGAGCAGCCCACACAGCUGUCCCUGCUCAGCGAGUCGGUGAUGGACCCGCAGGCCCUAAAUGAAGCUUCACACUGUUCAGAGUCGGGGGCAGAGUGUUCACUGCAGCAUCAGGCCGAUGGUCAGGCACUGGAGCUAAAAACUCCCGAAACCCCAAGAGUCCGGCCUCAGACAUCACCCAGCUGGACCGCAGGAGGUGCCUCAGUGGCCCACGCCAGUUUAAAUGCAACAGCGGCUAUCCAGAGAGUGAAGUCCAGAGUGGAAAGUAGAGCGGGAAAUGAUGCAGAACUAGAAGGCACAUCUCCAUUUGAAACCAUGCAGGCAAUCCGACAAGUACUCCAUCCUGGUUCAAGAAACUCUCAAAGGUGUUUUGACAUGUCAGAUGACAACUUUUGUGAUGUGCCUACCAAAAGAAUGGAAACCCGGAGGACUGAGGACAGGCAGAUGAACCUAGAGAUGCUGCAAGAAAUGAUUGAGAAAAUUGAUAAGGAACUGCUGGAAUAUGAACAUCAAGCCGGAUGCGAGGUUCCCAGCUGGUUGCCUGAGAAAGAUCGUGGUGUAACUAGUUUCACUUUCUCAUUAGUCAACUUGAUCAGCAGAUUGACCUUCUCUCUAAAAGAAUGUGGAAUUCGGCAGUGGCAGGAGAAGGAAAACCAUCAGCAACUUCUGGAAAAAUCUGACCAUCACCAAGCACUGAUUGAUGCAUUGACAGCAGAAUUUCUAACAGUACAAAAUGAAAUUGUUUCUCUGCAGGCUUACUUGCAGCAAUAUAUGAUCAAAACAGACAAAGAGUUGUACUCCCUGAAACAAAUGUUGCAUAGAUCUACUGAAGUAGAAAGAGAUAUACCAAGACAAAACAUUGCUCAUGAAGUAAAUGAAAUUGCAGUAGAAUCUGAGAGUUUGUAUCAUUGCGCUAACACUAAGAAGCAAGGCAAUGCUCUUUCAAUGGUUGUGACAAAUGUUGAAGAUGAACUUUUAAAAGGCCUGAACCAAAAGCAGCCAUCUGCUUUUCAGUACAAAGAGAAUCAGUUGGAGAAUGAAAGAAGAGGUCAGGGUUUACCUGAACAUUCAUUUAGCCCUGCCGUAUUGCUUUCUCCUCCAAGACAGAGGAAUAGCCAAAUAGCUACUGGAUCACAAAUCACAGUUAAUUUGUGUCAAGAGUGCCAUCAGUCUAGCAAUGAAAAUAAAGAAUCUAAUGGUUCCUCACAGGUUCUUAAGAAUGUUUUAGAUGUUCCACAUGGAGAAAAUGAUUUUGUAAAGCAUUUAGCAGUACUGAACCAAAUGCCAGAUUGUCAGGGUCCUGCCCAGCAAUGGAAGAUUUCUGAUGCAAUCAGUGAGCAUAAGCAGAUUAUCCAUUCACCUGUUUCCAAUUUGCCAUGUAUGCAUUUGGGAGCGUUUGAUGAUACAACAACAUGCAAUCUGAGAAAAAUGGAAGACAAUGUAGUAGCUGUAGGCAGUCAAAAUGCUUUGAAUAAUUGGCUGAAACAUCAAGCAAUGCUAACUCAAAUUACUGAGCUACAGUUGCAGAAUUCUGCUCUCAAAUCCCAACUUGGUCAGUUCAAAAUAGGUAAAUUAUCUAACCCAGCACCACAAAUUGAAAAGGUUACUCCCGCCACUUCUGAGAAUCUUGAGCAAAGGAUAGCUGAGCUCAACCAUCAGAGUGCUGAAGCACGGAGCAAACUUUUGUACCUGAUUGAACAGCAAAGACAGAUUUCCUCUGAGUCGGUGUCCCCAACAAUUUCUCCUAUUCCGCCUGAAAGCACAGCAAUAGGAACUGGCAGCAAAACAUUGGAAGUAUUGAUCCCACUCCCCAGUUGCUUGGACUCGUCUGCAGGUAGCUCACCUUCCCCAGACAGUAAAAUUGACAGAAACAGAUCCAUAGAUCACAUUAGUACAACUAGUUCCUCUCUCUAUUUGAAUAAAACUGAUGGAAAUAAGACACUUGUAACUCAAGGAACAAAACCAGAAAAACUGAAAGAAGAAGGUUGGUUUGCACUGUCUACUCACACCAUGCAAUUCUAAUGAUGGGAGAUACAUAAAUCAUAUUGAUAUUUGCUGAACAAGCAGAAAUUUUUUCAAAUUUGUAGAAAGAAAAAUGCUGGAAAUCUGAAACCGAGAAAUCACAUUUUGAAUGGACAGCAUAAGAAAUACCAACUUGGUCUAUUUUCACCCCAGAUUCUAGAAUUUUGUUUUUUGCUUGUAUAUUUUUGCUUGAUUAUUUUCAAUGGAAAUUGAUAAAAUUUAAAUUUGUGAGCCUGAAUAGUUCAAUAUUUUCAAUUCUGUUAAUUAAUCUAUAGAGACAGAAUAUAGACCAAUGAAGGUAUGUAAAGGAAAUAAAUGAUUCGUAUUGCAGUUGUUUUUAAUUCACCUGUUUAAUUUUUUUUUAAGUUGAAUGGGGGUGAUUAUUGAUCAGGACAGCAUCUUAGGCAACAGAUUGGUAAUCCAUAUUAUAUCCCACCCACAUUUAUUUCCACUGUAAAUAAACGUGUGAUGUGCUAAGUUAUUAUCAGGUCUUUCGGGAUUGGACGUUUGGCGUAUUUUUGAUGCAAAUCAGAUAUUUUUCCUUUUUCUAACCUGGAGCAAGGUGUUUGAAUCAGUGUUUGAGAAAAUUCUUUAUUUAAAAUUAUGAAUGUUAUUACAUUUUUAGAUUACAAGAGGAUUUAUAUGUCAUUAAUAAAACUUUCACAAUACAAACAGA
Molecule: messenger RNA, 3404 nt
Organism: Amblyraja radiata (thorny skate)
Lineage: Eukaryota; Metazoa; Chordata; Chondrichthyes; Rajiformes; Rajidae
Gene: spice1
Product: spindle and centriole associated protein 1
Exons: 1
Coding region: 296-2728 (810 amino acids)
Biological process (GO): metaphase chromosome alignment; regulation of centriole replication; mitotic spindle assembly
Cellular component (GO): centriole; spindle; centrosome
Source: RefSeq, a predicted model, not a curated record